Molecule: messenger RNA, 1461 nt
Organism: Tauraco erythrolophus (red-crested turaco)
Lineage: Eukaryota; Metazoa; Chordata; Aves; Musophagiformes; Musophagidae
Source: RefSeq, a predicted model, not a curated record
UCUGUUUUCCCCUACAGUGAUCUCAGUAUGAACAACAUUACUAAGCUGCCCUCAAACCCCGUGCACAAUCUCCGCUUCCUGGAAGAGCUACGUCUUGCAGGAAAUGGCUUGACAUACAUUCCUAAGGGAGCAUUUGCUGGCCUUUUCAGUCUUAAAGUGCUGAUGCUGCAAAAUAACCAGCUACGCCAGGUUCCUACUGAAGCACUCCAGAACUUGCGCAGCCUGCAGUCUCUACGUCUGGAUGCCAACCACAUCAACUAUGUGCCCCCCAACUGCUUCAAUGGCUUGGUGUCCCUUAGACACCUGUGGCUAGACGAUAAUUCUUUGACAGAAAUUCCCGUCGAAGCUUUUAGAAGUUUACCAGCACUUCAGGCGAUGACAUUGGCCCUGAAUAAAAUUCAUUACAUACCAGACUAUGCUUUUGGAAACCUUUCUAGUUUGGUAGUUCUACAUCUCCAUAACAAUAGAAUCUACUCCCUGGGAAAGAAAUGCUUUGAUGGGCUCCACAGCCUAGAGACUUUAGAUUUAAAUUACAACAGUCUGGACGAGUUCCCCACUGCCAUCAGGACACUAACAAACCUAAAAGAACUGGGGUUUCAUAGCAAUAACAUCAAGUCAAUACCUGAGCGUGCAUUUGUGGGUAAUCCAUCACUUAUUACAAUACAUUUUUAUGAUAACCCUAUCCAGCUUGUUGGAAAAUCUGCUUUUCAGCACUUACCAGAACUCAGAACUCUGACUUUAAAUGGUGCUUCACAGAUAACAGAGUUUCCUGAUCUGACAGGGACUACAAGUCUGGAGAGUUUGACACUUACAGGAGCACAGAUAACCUCUCUCCCCAAAUCAGCUUGUGACCAGUUACCUAAUCUCCAAGUGCUGGAUCUGUCUUAUAAUCUGCUGGAAGAUUUACCCUGUUUUACUGCAUGUAAGAAACUCCAAAAAAUUGACUUGCAUCACAAUGAAAUCGGUGAAAUCAAAGCAGACACAUUUCGGCAGCUGGCUGCUCUUCGAUCUCUGGAUUUAGCUUGGAACAAAAUUAAAAUUAUUCACCCCAAUGCCUUCUCCUCUUUACCAUCUCUGAUCAAACUGGAUGUGUCAUCCAACCUUUUGUCUUCUUUUCCUGUGACGGGGCUACAUGGUUUAACUCAUUUAAAAUUAACAGGAAAUCAUGCCCUACAAAGUUUGAUAUCAUCUGAAAAUUUUCCAGAGCUCAAGGUCAUGGAAAUGCCUUAUGCUUAUCAGUGCUGUGCCUUUGGAGCUUGUGAGAGCCACUACAAAAUCUCCAGCCAAUGGAACAAAGAUGAGAAUAGCAGCAUUGAUGAUUUUCACAGGAAGGAUGCUGGGUUGUUACAGAUUCAAGAUGAGCGUGAAUUUGAAGAUUUUUUCCUUGACUUUGAAGAAGAUUUGAAAGCUCAUCAUUCAGUGCAAUGCUCACCUUCUCCAGGUAUGAAACUGCCAGACUGA